Messenger RNA from Prosopis cineraria, 1607 nucleotides. RefSeq lists its product as uncharacterized. Lineage: Eukaryota; Viridiplantae; Streptophyta; Magnoliopsida; Fabales; Fabaceae. The record is from RefSeq and is a predicted model, not a curated record. The coding region runs from base 47 to 1378 and encodes 443 amino acids. The transcript is spliced from 2 exons.
AUCCAUUCAUAGAAAUUACAAAAGUUUCCAAAUUAUAAUUGAAAACAUGAGAGCUUCAACUUUUGCCUUCCUUCCUCUCUUCUUUUUCUUGGUGGCUAAUACUGCAUCCUCAAGAAAAGAUGGAGGUGAAUACUGGAGAACAAUGAUGAAAGAUGAGGCCAUGCCUCAAGUUCAAGUAAUACAAGGCCUUCUUCAUCAUAAUUCUCCUUUGAUUCAAUCUGAAACUAAACCUCAAUCCCACAAUCAUCUUGUUGAAGGAUUGAAUCACAAAUGUGAUGAUGAAGGUGAGGCUCUUGUUACAUUAGAAAAGAUAUUCAUACAAGAUAUUGAAGCUAGACCCACCAUUACAGCAGCUUAUGAUGAUGGUUUUGAACCUAGGCCAAGUGUGACAUCUUACAACAAUGGCAAUCUUGGUGCCAAAGAGAAAAGAUUUAGUGAAGAUUUUGAGCCGAGAUCCAGUAUAACAUCUUACAAUAAUGGCAAUCUUGGUGCUCGGAAAAAAAGAUUCACUGAAGAUUUUGAGCCUAAGCUUAGUGUAACAUCUUACAACAAUGGAGAUCUUGGUGCUAGAGAAAAAGGAUUCACCAAAGAUUUUAAACUUAGACCAAGUGUGACAUCUUACAACAAUGAUGAUCUUGGUGCUGAAGAGAGAAGAUUCAUAGAAGAUUUUGAUCCCAAGCCCAAUGUAACAUCUUACAAUAAUGACAAUCUUGGUACUAAAGAGAGAAGAUUCAUAGAAGAUUUUGAGCUCAGGCCCAGUGUGACAUCUUACAAAGAUGGCAAUCUUAGUGCUAAAGAGAGAAGAUUCACGAAAGAUUUUGAGCCUAGACCCAGUGUGACAUCUUACAACAAUGGUGAUCUUGGUGCUAAACAGAGAAGAUUCACGGAAGAUUUUGAGCCUAGGCUCAGUGUUACAUCUUAUAAUGAUGGUGAUCUUGGUGCUAAAGAGAAAAGAUUUACGAAAGAUUUUGAGCCUAGGCUCAGUGUUACAUCUUACAAGAAUGGCGAUUUUGGGGUUAAAGCGAAAAGAUUCACAAAAGAUUUAAAGCCCACGCCUAGUGUAACAUCUUACAAUAAUGGUGAUCUUGGUGUUAAAGAGAAAAGAUCCACAAAAGAUUUUGAGCCCAAGCCUAGUGUGACAUCUUACAACAAUGGCAAUCUGAAUGCUAGAGAGAAAAGAUUGAUCACCAAUUUGGAGCCUAGAUUGAGUGUAACAUCUUACAAUAAUGACAAGUUUGGUGUUCAAGAAAAAAGUUCUACUUUUGAGCCUAGACCAAGUAUUACAUCUUACAACAAUGAUGAUCUUGAUGCUCAUAAAAAAAAGUUGACCAAGGAUUUGAACCUCGACCCAAUGACUCAGUUUGUAGUGAUGAUGUGAAAAGUGACUUCAAGCCUACUAGGGUUGAAUGUGUCUAUCUUUUAUUGAAUAAAUGAUGAAGAGGAUGAAUAGUCCUUUUGAAGAUGAAGGUUAAAAAGGUCAUGUGUGUAUGCUAUGUGUGUAUUAUCGCAAGUAAUACAUAUGGUGUGGCUUGUUAUGUUUUUAAGUUGAAAAUGAAAAAUGUAACAAAAUAAAUGAGUGACUUAGAGAGAACUAUUUCAUGCUACAA